Messenger RNA from Cryptomeria japonica (Japanese cedar), 1833 nucleotides. RefSeq names its product replication protein A 70 kDa DNA-binding subunit A-like. The transcript has 3 exons. Gene Ontology annotation, biological process: DNA recombination; DNA replication; DNA repair. Lineage: Eukaryota; Viridiplantae; Streptophyta; Pinopsida; Cupressales; Cupressaceae. The record is from RefSeq and is a predicted model, not a curated record. Gene Ontology annotation, molecular function: DNA binding. Bases 1 to 1833 code for a protein of 610 amino acids. Gene Ontology annotation, cellular component: nucleus.
AUGGCCUCUCCUGCUGCCUCACAACAACCUUCUACAGAAACUUCGGAAGUGGAACAACAUCUACAAUUGACCCCACAUGCACUGCUCUGCAUCAACGCUGGGGAUGAUGUCCCCUCUCCACUGCUUCAGCUUUUGUCUUUUGAAAAAUUGAUAGACGAUGAAAAUGACAAUGCUCGAUAUAAGGUUGUUUUGUCUGAUGCCACACACAUGCAAUUGGCGAUCCUCCCACCUAAGUAUAGUGGUUUGCUGCUUUCAGAGACAUUAAAGAUUGGCACUAUCCUAUCAUUGACAGCCUAUGCUUGUAGAAAUGUUUGGAACUCAAGGACUAUAAUAAUAUUCAGCCUUGCUGUCAAAUUUACCAAUUCUCCAUUGCUUGGGAAACCUAGAUAUCUGUUUAAAGAGCAAGAACAACAAAUGUUGGGUCGAGACACACCUGCCACAACUAAACGAUCCCUUAAAUUUGGAAUUCAACUCCCACCUGUGCAACACGAAUCUUCUGUUAAUAUCAGCCCGAUUAAAGCCUUGAACCCCUUCCAAAAUAAAUGGACAAUAAAGGGGCGUGUGACAAACAAGAGGAAGAUGCAUCAAUACAGUACACCAAAGUCCACUGGCCAAGUAUUUAGCUUUGACAUGAUAGAUAGUGAAGGUACUGAAAUUAGGAUAACUUGCUUUGGCGAUGUAGCAGAAAUGCAUUAUCAUAGGGUUGAACCAGGAACAUAUUAUACUGUGUCAAAAGGUUGCGUUAAAGAAGCUAACACUAAAUGGAAUAAGCUUAACAGCCAUCUUGAGAUAACUUUGGACAACAAUUCAAUAUUGAAGCGUUGUGAUGAUGUUGUUGAAUGUGAAGCAAAUAAUUCUCAAUUCACACCAAUCAAUGAAAUUACAUACUGCACCAACAACACUUUAGUUGAUGUUAUUGGUAUUGUAGUUGCUGUUGGAGAACCCUCAUUAAUUCGCAGGAAGGAUGGAAGCGAAGUAACAAAGAGAAUUGUAAAAAUAAAUGAUGCCUCAGCUUUUACUAUCGAUGUUAACUUAUGGGGAGAAACAUGGCAAGGGCUAGGUGAAGAUUUGAAGAGCAUGCACACAACCCAAACAGCUGUUGUCCUUGCAGUCAGAAAUGCUCGUGUUGGUUAUUUCAAUGGAAAGGUGGUCAACACAACCACAACAACAACCCUAAAUAUAAACCCUUCUAUACCUGAAACAGAGACACUUAUGUCAAGAGGAAAGAUUUCAGAUGCCCUUUUACCGCUAUCAUGUGUUGCUGGCCAGCUUAACUCACAAUACAGUAGGAUGACAAUCACAGCUGUUUUAGAGCGUACAAGUGUUCUCUCUGAAACAGUUGAAAGUACUAUUAGGGCUGUUGUGAGAAUCAUUAAAACUGAUUCUUUUUGCUAUCCAGCCUGCCCUUUGAAAUUUAAUGGAAAAGAAUGUAAAAAGAAAUGCACCCAGCAAAGUGAUAAUCAAUGGUUUUGUUCAAGAUGUCAAACUGCUGUGCCAGAAUGCAAUUACAAAUACUUAUUGCAGAUGAAGCUCCAAGAUCAUACAGGGGCUCUUUGGGCUACUGCCUUUGAUGAGGUUGGCACAAAUAUACUGCAAAUAUCUGCCAAGGAGCUUUACAUGCUGCAGUACGAUUUGACUACACAAAAAAUGCCUCAGUCCAUUAUCAAGCAUGUCCUUUUGUCUUCCUUAGUUUUCACACUCUCUAUUACAACAGACAUGUACAAUUCAGAACCCAGGCUCAAAGCAACGAUAACCAAAAUUGCCAAAAUUGAUUACCAGGCUGAAAAUGCUCUUUUGCUUGCAGAGAUUGCUCAGAUGACUACAACUGCAUAG